GUGAAAGUCGCUAGAAGCUCAUAUUCUUCUUCUUCUUCCUUUGUGUAUUUUGCGGCACACACAUUUGGAUCCCUACUCAUUUUUCCGUCUACCAGGUCAGGUUGCUGAAGAAUUGAAGAGAAAUGAUUUGGGGGACUAUACGCCGGAAAGUUUCUUCGUCUCAGGUGUUGGGACAAGCGUGGAAGGUUAGGUCUGCAGCCUCUGCGCAGAACUGUUACAGCACUGCACCGAAAAAGGCUUUAUUCAAUGGGAGAGGAUUUGAGUGUAUUCAGAGGUCAAGCUAUCACAUUGCCUCCGGUAGUUAUGCUUCGAAGUCAAGCAGGGUAGUUACUUCACUAAUGCAAACAGAAUCUUUUAUCAAAUUCCAGAAUAGAUCAUUUUCUUCAGAUGGAGACUUGGUUGAAGCUGUGGUUCCUUUCAUGGGUGAAUCUAUUACUGAUGGCACUUUGGCCACAUUCCUAAAGAAACCUGGUGACAAAGUUGCAAUUGACGAGCCGAUAGCACAGAUUGAAACUGACAAGGUGACAAUUGAUGUUGUUAGUCCUGAAGCUGGUGUUAUUCAGAAGUUCGUGGCAAAGGAAGGUGAGACUGUUGAGCCAGGUGUUAAGAUUGCCAUCAUCUCAAAAUCAGGUGAAGGUGUAGAGCAAGCUGCUCCAUCAGAAAAGGCUUCUAGUCAGUCAGAACCUCCAAAAGAAAAGGAAAGUGCCCAAAAAGAAGUUCCCAAAGCAGAACCUGCUCCUGUCAAGGAGAUAUCACCCAAAAGUAGAGCACCUUCCUCGCAACCACCACCUAAACAUAUGGCUUCAGAACCGAUACUUCCUCCCAAAGACAGGGAAAGACGGGUUCCUAUGACAAGACUAAGAAAGCGGGUAGCAAUACGCUUGAAAGAUUCUCAGAAUACGUUUGCUUUGUUGACCACAUUUAACGAGGUUGAUAUGACUAACUUAAUGAAGCUCCGUUCAGACUAUAAGGAUGCCUUUGUUGAAAAGCACGGGGUGAAAUUGGGAUUUAUGUCGGGCUUUGUGAAAGCUGCUGUUAGCGCACUCGAGCAACUGCCAGUUGUUAAUGCUGUCAUUGAUGGUGAUGAUAUCAUAUACAGGGAUUACAUUGAUAUCAGUAUUGCAGUUGGGACACCAAAGGGUCUUGUUGUUCCAGUUGUCCGCAAUGCUGGUGGUAUGAACUUUGCUCAGGUAGAAAAGGAGAUCAAUACUCUGGCUAAAAAGGCGGCAGAUGGUUCUAUAUCCAUUGAUGAGAUGGCUGGAGGCACAUUCACUAUAUCAAACGGUGGUGUAUAUGGAAGCCUUUUGAGUACACCAAUUAUCAACCCUCCACAGUCUGCUAUUUUGGGCAUGCACUCCAUAGUGAACCGUCCCAUGGUCGUCGGGGGCAAUGUUGUUUCCAGGCCAAUGAUGUACAUUGCUUUGACUUAUGAUCAUCGUCUCAUUGAUGGAAGAGAGGCUGUUUACUUCUUGCGCCGUAUAAAAGAUGUUGUGGAAGACCCUCGCAGACUUCUCCUUGACGUGUAAAGGAUUUAGUGGUUUGCAAACUAUAGGCUAUGGACGGCAAAGCGUGUUUGUCGAUGUCUUUUUGGUUGGAAGAGUUGGAAUGCUCUAUAGGACAAGGGGAUGAAUAAUCCUGAAAGCAUUUUUCUUAAUACUCGUUACUUUGAUGUUAUUGAGAGGGAGUUUUAAUAAAAAAGCAAAUCUUGUUUAUCAACCCAAGGAAUCUGGGAUUUGGCUAUCUCCAUAUGCUAACAAUGUUAAUGAGUAAACACACACAUAUGUAAGUACGGGAUCCAAGGGAGAUUACUUUGAGGAUUGUAGAUGAUGCAUUUGGUUAUGCUG
Messenger RNA from Fragaria vesca subsp. vesca, 1844 nucleotides. RefSeq names its product dihydrolipoyllysine-residue succinyltransferase component of 2-oxoglutarate dehydrogenase complex 2, mitochondrial-like. Gene Ontology annotation, biological process: tricarboxylic acid cycle. Gene Ontology annotation, cellular component: oxoglutarate dehydrogenase complex. The record is from RefSeq and is a predicted model, not a curated record. The transcript has 15 exons. Gene Ontology annotation, molecular function: dihydrolipoyllysine-residue succinyltransferase activity. Lineage: Eukaryota; Viridiplantae; Streptophyta; Magnoliopsida; Rosales; Rosaceae. The coding region runs from base 123 to 1526 and encodes 467 amino acids.